Messenger RNA from Monoraphidium neglectum, 261 nucleotides. RefSeq lists its product as hypothetical. The transcript has a single exon. The record is from RefSeq and is a predicted model, not a curated record. Lineage: Eukaryota; Viridiplantae; Chlorophyta; Chlorophyceae; Sphaeropleales; Selenastraceae. The annotation marks the transcript as partial.
AUGGCCGGCGCCCAGCAGCCAUGGAACCCGUUCGACGCAGCAAUAGAUAGAAUCAACUUCCCGGAUAUAGAGCUUGCGCUCAGCCCCGGUUGCGGCGAUGUGCCAGCGUUUGAUAUCGACGCUCGAGCGCAGAAUGCAGCGACAGGGGCAGACGAAUCCCGCCCGCCAGCCCUGGGCAACCUGCCUGGUGGCGUGCCGCUGCAGCUCGAGGCCGAAUGCCAGGCCUGGUUUGAUGGGCAGCGGAGCGCCAAGGCGUCAAGG